AUGGCAAUGAUUCUCGCGAGCGUUGCAUUUUGCCACUGUCUCGUAUUUCUUGAGCCCUACGGCCCAAAAUUCACUUCGAAGAUCGUCAGGUCUAUGGGUGUCGCCGAUCCCAGGGUUACCCGGUUUUCCGCCAGAUUAAGCUACGGGGGGUACGUUGUUAUUGGGGUCAGAGCAGGGUAUGCAUUGGAAGAGGUUACAUCGUCUCAAAAGAAGUAG
Messenger RNA from Clonostachys rhizophaga, 216 nucleotides. The record is from the annotation of a GenBank genome assembly. NCBI's taxonomy places the organism in Eukaryota, Fungi, Ascomycota, Sordariomycetes, Hypocreales, Bionectriaceae.